This is a messenger RNA of Vigna radiata var. radiata (mung bean), 884 nucleotides long. Its product is annotated as peptidyl-prolyl cis-trans isomerase. Bases 180 to 698 code for a protein of 172 amino acids. Gene Ontology annotation, cellular component: plasma membrane; cytosol. The transcript has a single exon. Gene Ontology annotation, molecular function: peptidyl-prolyl cis-trans isomerase activity. Gene Ontology annotation, biological process: protein folding; protein peptidyl-prolyl isomerization. The record is from RefSeq and is a predicted model, not a curated record. NCBI's taxonomy places the organism in Eukaryota, Viridiplantae, Streptophyta, Magnoliopsida, Fabales, Fabaceae.
GAAGGGAGAAAUAAGAUGGAUCCGAUCUUAACUGUAGUGAGUUCACCUAUUCAGAGGGAGCCACGUGUACAAAUGGAACACCAUCACACUAUUUAUACUCCUUCCCCUUCCCUAACACAGUAAGUCACUUUUAAUCUCUCUCACUUUCCUUCGACUCUCAAUUCAAUUGCAACGCAACAAUGCCCAACCCUAGGGUUUUCUUCGACAUGACCAUCGGAGGCCAACCCGCCGGCCGCAUAGUCAUGGAGCUCUUCGCGGACACCACUCCCCGAACCGCCGAGAACUUCCGCGCCCUCUGCACCGGCGAGAAGGGAGUAGGCCGCAGCGGCAAGCCCCUCCACUACAAGGGAUCCGCCUUCCACCGCGUCAUCCCCAACUUCAUGUGCCAGGGCGGAGACUUCACCGCCGGGAACGGCACCGGUGGUGAAUCCAUUUACGGCUCAAAGUUUGCGGACGAAAACUUCAUCAAGAAGCACACAGGUCCUGGCAUUCUAUCGAUGGCGAACGCGGGACCGGGCACGAAUGGAUCUCAGUUCUUCAUCUGCACCGUUAAGACGGAGUGGCUGGACGGGAAGCACGUGGUGUUCGGGGAGGUGGUGGAGGGCCUUGACGUGGUGAAGGAAAUCGAGAAGGUGGGAUCCAGCUCAGGCAAGACCGCCAAGCCCGUCGUCGUCGCUGACUGCGGGCAACUCUCCUAAUGCUCAUUCAUGCAAACGGUGUCGUUUUACUGCUUUGUCUUAUUUUAUUUUAGUCUGUUAAAGUUGAGUGAUUUGAGGUAUUUCUGUUAGGGUUGCUACGGCGGAGUCUUUCUUCCGAUCAUAAAACUCACACUACUGCUGUGCUACGUUAAAUAAAUUUAGGUUUAAUAAUUUUUUAAUCUUUAA